This is a messenger RNA of Lacerta agilis (Sand lizard), 4141 nucleotides long. RefSeq names its product ligand of numb-protein X 2 (gene LNX2). Gene Ontology annotation, molecular function: ubiquitin-protein transferase activity; protein binding. Lineage: Eukaryota; Metazoa; Chordata; Lepidosauria; Squamata; Lacertidae. The transcript is spliced from 10 exons. The record is from RefSeq and is a predicted model, not a curated record. Bases 288 to 2348 code for a protein of 686 amino acids.
CGGCGGCGGCGGCGGCAGCGGCAGCAGCGGCAGCAGCAGCGGAGCCAGAAGGAGGAGCCAGAGGCACGGCCGCUUGCAGCAGCGGGGACAGCAGCUGCCCAGCUCCCGGUGGCGGCUCCCCGCACACCCCGCUGCCCUACGGAGCGCGAUGGGACGGUGCAACGAGACGGCAGCUCCUGCCCGCCGAGAAAAAUGACUCUUUGCUAAACAGAAAAAAAUCAUGAACAAAUAAAACCUCUACAAGCAAGUUUUCCAUUGACGAGGAGGCCAAACCGGAGUGCUUUAUAAUGGGCACCACAAAUGAGGAGAUGGUCUCAGUGGAGCAGAACUUGAACCCUCUGUGCUUUGAAUGUGGCCAACAGCAUUGGACAAGGGAGAACCACUUGUACAAUUAUCAGAACGAUGUGGACGAUGACUUGGUCUGCCAUAUUUGCCUUCAGCCCUUGCUACAGCCAUUAGACACCCCUUGCGGCCACACAUUCUGCUAUAAGUGCCUACGGAACUUCCUGCAGGAGAAGGAUUUCUGCCCUCUGGACCGCAAACGGCUCCAUUUUAAGUUGUGCAAAAAAUCCAGUAUCCUCGUCCACAAACUGCUUGACAAACUCUUGGUGUUGUGCCCCUUUUCUUCAGCGUGCGAGGAAGUGAUGCAGCGGUGUGACCUGGAAGCACACCUCAAAAACAGGUGUCCUGGGGCUUCCCACCGAAGAGCUGCCUUGGAGAGAAGAAAAAAUAGCAAAUUGCAGGCAGACACGGAGAGCGAGAAUGAGAACAGCAUGACAGAUCACCCAGGUUCUCAGUCUCCUGAUGCAGAGCAUUCUGGGACAGGAACAGCACCAGCAGAGCAGAACAUUACAUCAGCAACUGUCCCUGUGUGGACAGAUGAGUCUGGCCUUGACAACCCUGCCUUUGAGGAGAACACAGGAGCUGACACAACCCAUCAGCCAUCAAGUUUGCCGGAAGGUGAGAUCACCACCAUAGAAAUCCAUCGGUCCAAUCCUUAUAUCGAGCUGGGAAUUAGCAUAGUGGGUGGCAAUGAAACACCUUUGAUCAACAUUGUUAUUCAAGAGGUUUAUCGAGAUGGGAUCAUAGCCAGAGAUGGAAGACUCCUUGCUGGAGAUCAAAUACUGCAAGUCAAUAACUUUGAUAUCAGCAACGUGUCCCACAACCAUGCCAGGGCCAUCCUUUCCCAGCCUUGCACGGCGCUGCACCUGACCGUGCUCCGAGAGAGACGCUUUGGGAGCCGAACUCACAACCACAGUGACAGCCCUCCGCAGCGAGAGGAUAGUUUCCAUGUGACCCUGCACAAGCGCGACUCCAACGAACAACUCGGCAUCAAGCUGGUGCGCAGAACAGACGAGCCUGGGGUUUUCAUCCUUGACCUUUUGGAAGGCGGAUUGGCUGCUCAGGACGGCCGGCUCUGUAGCAACGACAAAGUGUUGGCUAUCAAUGGGCACGACCUGAAGCAUGGCACCCCAGAACUGGCUGCUCAGAUUAUCCAGGCCAGUGGCGAGAGGGUGAGCCUAGCCAUUUCCAGGCCUGCCAAGUCACAGAUCGUGAGCAUUCUCAGAGAUGGAGGGAUUCACCCCAUCAGCCAACACCAAUCUCAUUCGCUGUAUCACAGUAACAGGCCCAGCCCACACAGGGACCUUUCCCAAUGUGUUACUUGCCAAGAGAAGCAUAUCACAGUGAAGAAAGAGCCCCACGAGUCCCUUGGCAUGACAGUAGCAGGAGGCAGAGGAAGCAAGAGUGGGGAGUUGCCAAUAUUCGUCACGAGCGUGCAACCUCAAGGCUGCUUGGCAAGAGAUGGCAGGAUCAAAAGAGGCGAUGUGCUGAUGAAUAUUAAUGGCAUUGAUCUGACCAACCUAAGCCACAGCGAGGCAGUGGCCAUGCUGAAAGCCAGUGCUGCCUCUUCUGUCGUUGCCCUCAAAGCUUUGGAGGUCCAGAUCGCUGAAGAACAGCCCCAGGCCAAUGAUGAGCAGCCCAGCACCAUCAGUGAGAACGAAUACGAUGCAAGUUGGUCCCCAUCCUGGGUUAUGUGGCUGGGGCUUCCCAGCUGCCUGCAUAGUUGCCAUGAUGUGGUGCUACGGAGGAGCAAUUUAGCAAGCUGGGGCUUUAGCAUUGUCGGCGGCUAUGAGGAAAAUCACACAAAUCAGCCUUUCUUCAUAAAAACAAUUGUCCUGGGAACACCAGCGUAUUUUGAUGGAAGACUCAAAUGCGGCGAUAUGAUUGUUGCGGUCAAUGGACUUUCAACUGUGGGCAUGAGCCACUCAGCACUGGUUCCUAUGCUGAAGGAACAGAGGAACAAAGUAACAUUGACAGUUAUCUGCUGGCCAGGAAGUCUUGUAUAGACUUGCAAAGAAAAAAGAAAAGAAAAGAAAACAAACACCACUUUGAUUCAAGCAGCUUAAUUUUUCUAGAUGGCUGGUUCAAAAUCUUCAAGCUGUGUUUUCUCCCCCCUCCCCUUUUCUACUACUGAUGCAGCUGGUAAUAAGCUGGGCCAAAAACUGCUACAUUCAUACCUUGCUGGGGAGCUAGGGAUGGGAAAGGAAGACUCUCAACCUCGCUGUGUGUCUCUUUCCAUUUCGAAACAACCAUUUCUGCCAUGUUUGUUGUGUUUUUGCUUUGCUUUGUUGUGUUUUUCCACAAGUUGUCCCAUCCAAGCAUCCACAUGCACAACACACUUUAGGGGCAUGGAGGGGUUGCUUGCAGAGGACAGCUUUCCCCAGCAACCCUAGUGUUUAUAUUCAACCAACCAGCACGAUGGCAUGCCGGCAUGUCCAAGGCCAGCUUCGCUGAUUCUGCUGCUGCUAAAUGUUGGCCCAAGUGUACAAGCAAGAUCCUGGCAGGAUCAAAUUUGCAAGCUGGAUCUGAGGGCUUGAACUAGGCAGGAUGAAAUGCGCAAGCAAACUCUUGUCACGCAGGACUCUCAACGAUAGGCCCCAACCCCUAUAAAAUAUAUCCGAUUUUGCUUCCCCAUGUUGUGGACACCAUCACUUGGGAAGAAAGCUUUUAAGAAGCACCCUUUCCUGUGGUUAAAGUGUGCUCUUGACCAUUUUACCAAAGAACAUUCGUACAAGUUGAAUCCUAUGUCUUACAAUCCCCAUGUCUCGUAUCAGAAGGGGGCAAUUCCUUGUAUUAUGGCGAGCAGCAGCUGGCACAGUGGGUAGGGGGCAUGGAGCUGCCCUGCUGGCCGUGGUGCCGCUGCUGCUUACCUAGACAAGGUGGAGGCAAGGUUGGGACUGUGCAACCACACUGGUGGAAGCACCGCAUUGGUUACAGUGGCUCAGCCCUUCCCCAUCCCAGUGGGCAUCUCAGCUGUUGGGAGGUUGGUGUCAUGCUGGCCACAGCUAAUCAUGGCUCCAGCAAACAAGCCGCAGGCAACUGUACAGGGGGAGGGGCCAUAGCUCGGUGGCAGAGCAGAUGCCUUGCAUGCAAACAAACCCAGGUUCAAAGCCUUGCAUCUCCCGAUAAGGCUGGAAAAGCCCCAUUGGGAAAUUUCGGGUGGUAUUCAAAGUAGCACAGAGCAGAUCAUUCUGUCAGUGCGAGCGUUUCUGCUUGCCAGACAGAACGAUCUCCCUUUUCCUCCCUCUGCGUGCUCUCCCGGCCAUUCUCCUGACCGUCCCAAGUAGAUUCUGGGAGGAGGGAAAUCCUGUUGCGCUAGCGGGACUCAUUGCACUGCCUUCCGCUAGCACAGCACCAUGUCACCUGCCUCCACCAUGAGAUGCAGCGCUGGCAUGGAAAUCCAAGAUGGGGGGCAGGAGCAGGCCAUGAGGCGAGUGUUGUCCCACAAAAGCAUUUGCACCAGGAAACUCCACAUUGCCGUUGUAGUGUAUGAACCUGUCCCUAGUUCCAUGCGAUCAGCAGGCCCAUGUUCCACUGUCAAGCAUGACAGCCGGAGUUUGUCACCCUGUUAGUACUGGCCCCAAGGCUGCGGCUGCUAUUUGAUUUAAGUCAUGAACACAUCAGUGCGCCACCAGUCAGUGAGAUCUGCACCGUGUCCCGAGUUGUUUCUGCAUCAAAUGCGUAACUGUGCACACAUUCUACAUGCACCGUCUGCGCUGUGCUACGGACAAGGUUGUGAACCCGCUAUGAUAAACCUAAAUCCUGUAAUCUGAAUAAAUUAUGAAAACUUGCAAGUAUA